This is a messenger RNA of Cavenderia fasciculata, 918 nucleotides long. RefSeq lists its product as uncharacterized. Bases 1 to 918 code for a protein of 305 amino acids. The transcript has 2 exons. Lineage: Eukaryota; Evosea; Eumycetozoa; Acytosteliales; Cavenderiaceae. The record is from RefSeq and is a predicted model, not a curated record.
AUGUCUACAAAUAAAGAACAAUAUGAAAAUAAUAAUAAAGAAGAAGAAGAUUUAUUUAGCAAGAUCAUUGGAUCAGCAACACUCAGAACUAUAAUAUUCAAUCAUGUUAGAGAGAUUAGAAUGUUGGAUGCACGAUUGUACAAGAUACCAGGAACAAAGUACACUGUCGAACUUGGUCAACUAAAUCAACAUCACAGAUUCAUCGAAAGAAAACAAGCCGUAACUCAACCGGACACUCUUGAUAAAGAUCCAAUCAAGUUGUUGGAAAAAAUCAAAGAGACUGAUCUGCUAUACACCGAGGAUCUCAAUGAAGCUUUUGAUAAAAUUCACUUGAAAGAAGCAAACAAAGACGAUGAUGACGAUGGCGAUCAAGUCGGCCACCAAGCAAACUUUGGGCAGUUGGUGAGGGAACUUCCAACCGAGAAUCUCAGGACCAUCGCUAAAAUGUUGGCAAUUGAUAUCCAAGGAUGUUUCGAUAAAAAAAAUGUAAUUCAAAAGAGUAGGUAUCGAAAUAUUUAUAGCAAUCAUAAUACGUUGACGAAUAUUAACAAUAACUAUUAUUAUUAUUACUAUUACUAUUAUUGUUGCUACCCUUAUCACGCAGAGAUCACCAAUACAAUCAAACAAUUGAAAUCAAAGAAUAUGAUUUUCAAAAUGUACAAUGAUGAUGGAGAUGUCGAUGAAUCACAAUACAGUGAGGCUGAUAGAGUUAAAAUAUCUCGAUGGUAUCAAUGUAUGUGCGAUAACGACGGGUAUCAUGAUGUUUGGUUCAUGACUCCAUUGCAAGCAUUCAAAGAAAUGGGUGAUCCAAAGGAACUUGAAGAGAUGAUAGAAUCAGACUUGGAGGAAAGUGAUGAUGGUGACUAUGACGAUGACGAGGAAGAUGAUAAUGAUAAAGUUCCAUGUCCUAUUCAGUGA